Candidula unifasciata is the source of this 387-nucleotide messenger RNA. The record is from the annotation of a GenBank genome assembly. NCBI's taxonomy places the organism in Eukaryota, Metazoa, Mollusca, Gastropoda, Stylommatophora, Geomitridae.
AUGUAUGGCUACAGCAUGGGAACAUUAAAUGUCUACACAAGGACCGCAGUGAAUGGAACUCUGAAUCUGAUAUUCACACGUUCAGGCAAUCAGGGUGAACGAUGGAUUCGCCAGGAUAUACCUCUAGCAGUUUCAUCCAAGUUUCAGGCAAUAUAUGAAUCUCAAGUAUAUAGCCCCAGCAUGUCGAUGAAUAAUCUUUCAAUGUUAAUUUCAGCCACUCUUCCCACUGCACCACCAGCAGUAUCAACAGCAUCACCAAAAUGUGGCAGCUCAAACUUUACCUGUGCUGAUGGCACCACCUGUAUUCCCAAGUCUUUGGUGUGCAACUUUGUGUCUGACUGCAAAGAUGGCUCUGAUGAGGCUAACUGUGGUAUGAUUUCAUGUUAA